Molecule: messenger RNA, 2580 nt
Organism: Rubroshorea leprosula
Lineage: Eukaryota; Viridiplantae; Streptophyta; Magnoliopsida; Malvales; Dipterocarpaceae
Source: the annotation of a GenBank genome assembly
CCGGCCAGAAAUGUUGGAAAAAGCCCGGUGACAUGCCAUCUGGCCCUGGUGCCUUCGACAAUCAUAUUAUGGUUUUGCAGGAGGCUCAAGGGGGACGACAGGUUGUAAAGGAGGAAUUGUUUGAAGUACCGUUUUGGAUCCAGAUCCAUAAUCUCCCCCCAGAUCGUUUGACGAUGGAGUCCGGAAAAAACAUAGGAAGUGCAAUGGGUAGACUUAUCGAGGUGGAUGUCGGUGAGGGGAAUAUUUGGGGGUCAGAGUACAUACGAGUUAGAGUGGGUAUUGAUGCUCGUAGGCCUUUAAGACGAGGCAUGAAGUUGACGCUCAAAGGACGGCCGUUGUGGGUGUCAUUCCGGUAUGAGCGGCUUCCGAAUUUCUACUAUUGUUGUGGCAUGCUAGAUCAUGUUGAGCGGGAUUGUGAAGUGGGACUUGAGUUAGAAAGCAUGGGGACGGUUGAGCGGCCUUACAAUGAUGAGCUGAGGGCAAUCCCAUGGAAGAUACGGCAAGGGAGAGGUGCAAAUAGUGGAGGUUGGCUUAGGGAUGCUUCCGGUAAACCGGUGGCGGAGGUGGGGCGACGGAGAAGACAAGUUGCAAACUUGGAAAGUCCGAGAAUUAGGGAGUCACGGGAUUUGAGGGGAAGUUUUUCUCCUAAUUGGCGACAUGAAGGCCUGAAUAUGGAAAAAGAAUCGAAUGCUCAUGCUCAUAGGCGAGAUCUUCGGGAGGGCACAAUUGAUUCCUUAGUGCGAAUUUCUGCCCAAAAUUUUGGAGAUGAUGGUGGAGGAGUGGAUGCUGGAAAAAGGGUGAUUGAGGCUGAUGCGGAAAUUAAUAGGCGGGAGUUGUGUGAUUUGAAGGGGGUUGAUAUGGUAAGGCCCAUUAUUGGGAAAGAUCAGAGUUGUGUUGAUAUUGUGGAGGGUGUUGGGCCUAAAAAUGCUCUUGGGCUGGUUCAAGGCCCAGAAAAUACCCUCAUUGUGGACAAUAUAGGUGGCCAAGGUUCAAAGACGGAUAUAGCUUUUGUCUUCUCAUCAGGCCCAAGUAACACUCCUUUUAAGAGAAGAGCUUGGAAGAAAGAGGCCCGCGAAAGGAAGAGCUCAAGUUCACAGUUGAAGCACAUUGUUAGUAGGGUGAAGCGAAAAGAUGAGCAAGAGGUGGUGCUAAGGAAUGAGGUAGAAGGGGGGGAGAAGCGGGGGCUUGGGAACCCUCGCGCGGUUCGUAGCCUCAUCGAAUUGGUGAGGUGGAAGAAACCCACAGUGGUGUUCCUCAGUGAAACACGACUGGAUAAGCGAAGGAUGGAGGGAGUUCGGCGUCGGUUGGGUUUUAAGAAUUGUCUUACUGUUGAUAGAGUUGGCACUGGUGGGGGUUUAGCAAUGCUUUGGCAAGAUGGUGUCACUUUAUCUUUGUUUUCCUACUCUCAAAAUCAUUUAGAUAUGGAGGUCAUAGGGUGGGGGGAGCAGAGGUGGAGGUUCACUGGUUUUUAUGGGCACCCAGAAAGAAGUAACAGGAGGCGAUCGUGGGCAUUAUUGCGGGAGCUUGCAACAAAAUCAUCUUUACCAUGGGUAAUUGGGGGUGAUUUUAAUGAUAUUCUGGACCAAGAAGAGAAGAGGGGAGGAGAACCACAACCAGAGUGGUUGCUAAGUGGUUUUCGAGAGGCAGUGGUAGAUUGUGAGCUUACAGAGGUACGGAUGAUAGGGUUCCCUUAUACAUGGAGUAGAGGGGGAGUGGAGGAGAAGUUGGAUAGAUUUCUGGCGUCCAGAGAGUGGCAAGCCUUUUUUCCACAAGCAAUGGUUCGAAGCUUACCGCCACUAGGCUCAGAUCAUAGUCCUCUUCUAAUGAAUCUUAUGGGGAGACGUAUAGACUAUGGUAGGAAGCAGGCUAGAAGGUUCAGGUUUGAAGAGAUGUGGCUGCGGGAUAAACAAUGUCAAGUCAUGGUGGAGCAGGGAUGGAAUGGGCAGCAAGGGGAGAGAGGGUUGGUCGGAGUCAUGCAUGGUUUAAAGGCAUGCGCUAACAGUUUAGACAACUGGAACCGAACUCAGUUUGGCAAUGUACAGGAGAGAAUUAAGCAGUGUGAGGAGCGAGUACAAGCUAUUAGACGGCUUCCAAGAACAGAAGAAAGGCUGCAGGAGGAGAAGGAGGUCUUGAGGGAAGUUGAGGAGUGGUUGUCCCGGGAAGAAGUGAUGUGGCGGCAGCGAUCGAGAGAAGUGUGGUUGCAGGAUGGGGAUCGAAAUACCAAAUUUUUCCAUGGGAAAGCCUCUAGGAGAAGGGAGCGCAAUAGGGUGGCAAGGUUGAUGGAUGCGAGGGGGGUCUGGAAAACAGAUUUCAUGGGUCUACAGGAGAUAGCUACAUCAUAUUUUACUGAUUUGUUCUCGUCAUCUCACCCGAUCAAUAUUGAACAAGUAACGAGAUGCAUAGAACGUCGGGUCACCAGUGAGGAAAAUAGGUACCUAUUGAAGGAGUUUAAAGCAGAGGAAGUGACUGCAGCAAUUUUCCAGAUACAAGUAAUAAAUUGUUAGAAAUCACAGUUAAUCGCAAUGAAGAGUCUGUUUCAAUUAUAAAGGUUGCUUUUUUGAAUAAAUUAAGGCAAUUUUU